Psilocybe cubensis is the source of this 2547-nucleotide messenger RNA. RefSeq names its product Vacuolar protein sorting-associated protein 16-like protein. The transcript is spliced from 14 exons. Gene Ontology annotation, cellular component: lysosomal membrane; cytoplasm; endosome. The coding region runs from base 1 to 2547 and encodes 848 amino acids. NCBI's taxonomy places the organism in Eukaryota, Fungi, Basidiomycota, Agaricomycetes, Agaricales, Agrocybaceae. Gene Ontology annotation, molecular function: actin binding. The record is from RefSeq and is a predicted model, not a curated record. Gene Ontology annotation, biological process: intracellular protein transport; endosomal transport; vacuole fusion, non-autophagic.
AUGGUCGAAAUGGAACAUCCGACAUUAACAUGGCAAGCAAUGCAAGAAGGCAAUGUCUUCUACAGACGCCAACAGUGCUACUCAACUCCGGAUAAGUUACCAGAGUUAGGCGACUACAUAAUUGCAGGGUGUAGGUAUGGAGGGCCUAUAGCGCUUAUGCGUGACAAUACAAAGCUCACUGCCCUUGGACGCUCAACCCCAGCCGUGUCGAAAUCUCAGAUCCAAAUAUAUUCUCCUGCCGGGGAAAGCUUGCUUACCUUUAGUUGGGACCAGGGCCGAAUUAUACGAUUCGGAUGGACAAUAGAGGAGAAGUUGGCGGUCUUGAAUGAAGAAGGCGUUUAUCGACUUUAUGACUUACAAGGAGACUACGAACAAUUUUCUUUAGGCUCUGAGGCCGCAGAGCUUGGAAUCGUUGAUGCGAGAAUUCAUGACAAUGGCCUUGUCGCGUUGACCAGCACACUUACUUUGCUUGAAGUGAAAGGAUGGGAAGGCGUUCGGCCAUUGACCCUUGCAAAUCCAGGCCUCAGCGAGCCACCACAUUCAUGGGCAGUUAUUCCCCCCGACUUAAAUAUAUCCAGACAUGUCGAAGUUCUCCUAUCGGUCGAUGCCACAAUACAUACGGUCGACAAUCUAGAAAGCGUGGAUCAACGACUUUCACGAGGACCCUUCACCCAUGUCUCACCAUCGCCAAACGGGAAGUCAUUGGCUUUGCUGACUUUCAAUGGAACACUAUGGGUCGUUUCGGCUGAUUUUCAACGAAAUAUGGCUGAAUUCGACACUUCCACUGUAGUAGGAGCUGAAGGACCCGUUCGUCAAGUCGAAUGGUGCGGCAAUGACGCGAUCUUAGUAACGUGGCAUUCUUUAGCUGUUCUUGUUGGACCAUACGGUGAUACUUUGCAUUACCCCUACUACGGAUCCACUUUUGCUAUCACAGAAAUGGAUGGAGUUCGCGUUAUAGGUCAAGAAGUAUGCGAUCUGAUCCAAAAAGUCCCAGCUUCCAGCCUUUCAAUAUUCCGCCCUGGGUCUACCUCAGCCUCCGCGAUUCUUUUUGAUGCUUGGGAAAGUUUCAAUAAAAAAUCCCCGAAGGCGGAUGAAAACAUCCGGAGCAUUAAACCUGAACUUGCGAAAGCAGUAAAUGAAUGCAUUGAUGCUGCUGGACAGGAAUGGGAACCUUAUUGGCAACGUCGACUUUUAAAUGCUGCCAAAUUCGGACGUAGCUUCCUGGACUUCCAUAAUCCGACCGACUUCGUGCAGAUGGGUCAGACGUUGAAAGUCCUCAAUGCGGUGCGAUUCUAUGAAGUUGGUAUUCCCCUCACUUAUACCCAAUACAACUAUGCUUCUCCUUCCCGCCUGAUCACUCGGCUAACGUCGCGCAACAUGCAUCUCCUUGCCCUUCGAAUAUCGGCAUUUUUAGGACUCAAACCUGACGCUGUAUUGAAACAUUGGGCAUGUGCCAAAAUUCUCAAAUCUCGUCCAACUACUACAGGGACAGGAAAGGACGCUGAACUUUCGGGCGACGAUGAUGUUUGUCGCACGAUCGUAGAGAAAUUUGAAGAAUUGGGUGGCUCAGAUGUUAGUUACGCUGACAUUGCAAAGAAAGCAUGGGAAGUCGGUCGUGGAGGCCUGGCCACGAAGCUUUUGGAUCAUGAACCGAAAGGCUCUGAUCAAGUGCCACUCCUACUAGCUAUGAAAGAAGACAGGCUUGCCCUUGUCAAGGCAGUCGAUAGCGGGGAUACUGAUCUCGUAUACCAUGUUCUACUGCAUCUUCACAAGAGACUACCGCUAGGAUCAUUUUUCCGCUUGCUCGAAGACGGCGGAAAAACUCUGGCCCCCGCAACCAAGCUCUUGGAAGUUUAUGCACGCGAGCAAAAUAGAGAGAUGUUACGGGAUUUCUAUUACUCUGACGACCGUCGCGUCGAGAGCGCUGUUCUUUCUCUGGAUGAGGCAUCCCGUAUGCAGGAUCAAUCAUCCAAAAUUGCCGCUGUGAAGACCGCUCAGAAAUUCUUUUCUGAAGACAAGGAUCGUUCUUUCGAAGCAAAGGUUACAGAUGAAUAUUCACGCCUUCUCACAAUACAGCAACAGCUAGAAGGCGAAGCUGAUGGGAAAAUCAAGUUUUUUGGAUCAAGUUUAGAUGAAACCAUCCGGCUUUGUAUAGUAAACGGAUUCUCAAAACGCGCAGACAAGCUAAAAUCGGACUUCAAAGUCCCAGACAAACGAUUUUGGUAUAUCAAGUUAUAUGGUCUUACAGAAUCACGGGACUUUGAAGGGUUAGAAACAUUUGCGAAGUCGAAAAGAAGUCCCAUUGGUUACGAGGCAUUCGUUCGUCAUCUGGUCGAAAAAGGAUAUCAGAAAGAGGCCAUUACUUAUGUUGCAAGAUGUGAUCCGCCGAAGCGGGCCGAUCUCUACAUAGAAUGUGGUGAAUGGAGGAUGGCAGGGAAAGAGUGCAAGGAUCGUAAUGAUAAAGCCAAACUAGAUGACUUAAGGAAACGAGCACCUAAUUCACUGAUACAGCGAGAAUUGGAUCAAAUUGCUACUAACAUGAAGUAG